Paramecium pentaurelia is the source of this 1284-nucleotide messenger RNA. NCBI's taxonomy places the organism in Eukaryota, Ciliophora, Oligohymenophorea, Peniculida, Parameciidae. The record is from the annotation of a GenBank genome assembly.
AUGUUUGGAAUACCUUUUCCUGGAGCUUUUGGUCAUUUUGCUUAUCAUGAUGACGAAUUCGAAGAUGAAUUUGAUGAAUAACUUUAACCCCAAGAUGUAGAUAAUAAAGAACUAUAUGAUAUAUUAGAAAUUCCUCCUUAAUCAGAUAUUAAUUCUGUUAAAUAAGCUUAUAAAACAUUAGCUAAAAAAUAUCAUCCUGAUAGACCUGGAGGAGAUUAAUAAAAAUUCUAAAUGCUCUAAAAGGCAAAUGAAGUGUUAUCAGAUCCUGAAAAAAAGAAAAUUUAUGACAAAUUUGGAAAAUAAGGAUUAGUUAAAUAGAUGAAUGUUAAGAAUCAACAAUUUAAAAAAUGUGAACCUUAUAAACUAAAUCAUAAAAUCACUCUUAAGGAUGUAGCCUUAGGGGCAUAUCAUAAAAAGACUUUAAAUGAUAUUACAAGAUCUUGUGAAGAAUGCUAAGGGUAAGGAGGCAAAUAAUCUAUUACAUGUCCAUCAUGUAAAGGACAUAAAAUAGUGUAAAUGGUAGUGGAAGUAUAACCUGGAAUAAAUAUGCUAUAAUAAGCACCUUGUCCUGAUUGCAAAGGGUAUAAAUCUAUUAUAGAAUCAUUGUUAGAAAGGGAAAGGCUAUUUCAAAGGAGGAUGAAUGCAAAUCAUGUAAAGGAUUAGGAAAUGUUGAGGGAGUAGUCGAAAUUGAAAUACCAAUUGAAAAGGGAGUUCCUGAUGGUUAUUGUGUGAAAUUAUAUGGAAAAGGCAAUUCUAGAGUAUUUUAAUAGAAUAUAUUAGCCUGGAUAUGAAACAGGAGAUGUUUAUGCUUAUCUUGAAAUAGAAUAGCACCCAAAAUUUAUUAGAAAAGGAACUGAUUUAUUUUAUUAACAUACAAUAUCUUUGAAGGAAGCAUUAAUUGGUGUUAAUAUUGAAUUAGAAACCUUAGAUGAAAAAGUGAUUAAUAUAACAACAGACAAAGUAAUAAAGCCAAAUCAAAUAUUAACAAUAAAAGAGAAAGGUUUACCUACUUUUAAGGAUGAACUUCAUUUUGGGGAUUUACAUAUUUAAUUUUAUAUAGAGUUUCCUAAAGAAUUGGAUCAAGAUGUUACUAAGAAAUUAGCAGAAGUAUUUAUAAAUAUUAGUUUUUUAUAGAUUUUACCAGGUCCAUAAUUUACAUCUAAAUAAAAUAGUAUAAAGUUAGAAUAGUUUAAAUUUGAAGAUUUUGAGAAGCAUUAAGCAAGAAUAGAAGAUAAUGAAGAUGAUGAAUUUAAUCAAAAUGGGAUUGAUUGUUCAAUAUUUUGA